CGCGCGUGCAGUGCGAGUGAUGUAUCCAUGAAGUCGCUACUACAAAGAUGGCGGAUUUCCUGCCCUCCCGGACUGCUAUAGUUUGUAUUCCCAAUUGUCUUCUCUCCAGCGGCGAAAUAGAUCAAAUUAGAAAGUCUAAGGAGAUCGACAAAAGCCUGUCUCGAGAGAAGACCUAUGUGAAGAAACUAGUGAAGAUCUUGCUGUUAGGAGCGGGCGAAAGUGGCAAGUCAACUUUCCUCAAACAAAUGCGCAUAAUUCAUGGGCAGGACUUCGAUCAGCGGGCCAAAGAAGAGUUCCGGGCUACAAUCUACAGCAAUGUUAUCAAAGGUGUCCGGGUGCUGGUGGAUGCCCGGGAGAAAUUGCACAUCCCUUGGGGAAACCCUGAGAAUCAGGCUCAUGGAGAGACAGUGAUGGCCUUUGACACUCGCUCAUCCCUGAUGGCCAAAGGCAUGAUGGAAACGAAAGUCUUUUUAAACUUCCUUCCUGCCAUCCGUGCCUUAUGGCAAGACAGCGGUAUUCAGAAUGCAUAUGACAGACGAAGAGAGUUUCAGCUGGGGGAAUCUGUGAAAUAUUUCUUGGACAAUGUGGAUAAACUUGGACAAUUGGACUACUUGCCCAGCCAAAAGGAUAUACUUCUGGCUCGAAAACCCACCAAAGGUAUCCACGAGUACGAAUUUGAGAUCAAGAAUGUGCCUUUUAAGAUGGUGGAUGUGGGCGGACAGCGGUCAGAGCGCAAGCGAUGGUUCGAGUGCUUCGACUCUGUGACCUCCAUCCUCUUCCUAGUGUCAUCCAGCGAGUACGAUCAGGUGCUAAUGGAAGACCGUCAAACCAACAGGCUCACGGAGUCGCUCAAUAUCUUCGAGACAAUCGUCAACAACCGCGUCUUCGCCAACGUCUCCAUUAUUCUCUUCCUCAAUAAGACAGACUUGCUGGAAGACAAAGUUAAAACUGUGAACAUCAAGGACUACUUCUCCGAGUUCACAGGGGAACCUCACAACCUGCAGGACGUGCAGAAGUUCCUGGUGGAGUGCUUCCGAAACAAACGCCGGGAACAGCAGCAGAAGCCUUUGUACCAUCACUUCACCACCGCCAUUAACACGGAGAACAUUCGACUCGUCUUCCGCGACGUCAAAGACACCAUCUUGCACGACAACCUUAAACAGCUUAUGUUACAAUGAAAGCCUUCAAGAACUUUCCAUUUUAAUUAGGUUUUUACUUUAUUUAAUACAAAGUACAAGUGGUUCAAUACAUAUUGUGGUCGAAGAAGAAACAGAUAGGAUAAAUUUGUUGUUGUUGUUUUUGCAUAAUAUUACAAUCAUAUAAUGCAAAGGAUUUGAUAUAAGAGAAAUUUUUUUUAAGCUGCUUGUAGCCAUAUUAAACACGCCAAGAAAACGGUCCUCAUUUAUUCACCUAAAUGCUGUAACUGAUCAUUUACUGUAUGUUUGUGAACACAUAUUUUAGUUCAGAACCGUUUAACACGCCUACAACCCUUUUCAAAUGUUAAUCAUGAACUCAGGGCUUGAUAUAUUUGGUUUAAAAACAAGGUGAGCAGUUUUUUUUUUUUUUUUUUUUUUUUUUUGGGGGGGGGGGGGGGGGGUGGUCUGGCUUGAUUGGUCUGGUUAAAGGCCCUUUUAUCGUUGAUAGGAGAACAUAAUUUCACUGCCUUUGUCUUCCCAUAAGAUCAUGACAAUAAAACUGUGCAAUUAAGGUCCUUUUGUAAUAUAAAGUACUUCUUUGUCGUUCAUUCGUAAAGGGAAAGUAUAUUUGCCAUUUAAGCUUGUACAGAAUUCGUUUCUGUAUAUUAAAUUUCAUUUGUCCUGACAUUUGUAUUUUACACACUAACCUAAUAUUGUAUAGUUGUGUUCUGAAAGCCCUGAAAUGUUUAGUUUGUUUAUGACAUUACUUUUUCAAAUGAGAAAGUGGCCUUGUGUCUCCUGUGUAGGUUAUAGUGGACAGCUUUAGCUCAGGGUUUUUUAAAUGGCUGUUAAAGCAGUCCAGGUGGUUUUGUGUAUUGGUUUAAUACAGACGUUAUGUUUUUAUUUUAUAAUUUUGGCCCAAUAAAGUCACCUUUGCCUUAAAUGUCUGCAGAUCAGCUGAUAGCUGAUUUGAUGCAAGCCAAAUUGAAAUGUGUUGAUAGAGAAACUAAGUCUUAAUGUAAUCUUAAUGACAGCAAGCACUGUAAUCUGACUGUUGUUGGUAGUAAAUUGAUAUUAAAUGAUCGCUUUACAUAAGGUCUUUAUGAAAUCUGUAAAUGUUUUUUUUUUUUUUUCAAAAUUUUGUGCAUCUUUGUCAUGGCCAUAAUCAAAUGCUUUUUGUUUAGUGUGUUUUGUUGAGCUUUUUUUGGAUCACAUUUGUGUAAUUCUGUUUAUUAAAUCUGAUUAUUUUAUCAGAAACUUUGUG
Danio rerio (zebrafish) is the source of this 2400-nucleotide messenger RNA. The record is from RefSeq and is a predicted model, not a curated record. Lineage: Eukaryota; Metazoa; Chordata; Actinopteri; Cypriniformes; Danionidae.